AUGCGGGUGCACCGGAGGGAGGCGCUCUGGGCAGACAAGGAUUACAAGAAAGCCAACUUGGGUACCAAGUACAAGUGCAACCCUUUCGGUGGAACGUCUCAUGCCAAGGGUAUCGUGGUGGAGAAGAUCGGCAUCGAGGCAAAGCAGCCGAACUCAGCUAUCCGCAAGUGUUGCCGGGUACAGCUCAUCAAGAACGGUAAGAAGAUUGCAGCUUUUGCAGCAUGGAGCCUGUCUUUGCAGCAGUUUCAGCUCGCGCUGAUCUCAGCUCGCAAUCCACCAUAUUCCACCAUCAACGAGAUGUCAGCGAGUUUCCGCAUGGCAGCGGAUGACUUAGUCCAAACCGUGGACAUGUAUCGUGCGCUAGCGAAGCCUGCCGGCGGCAAGGAAACAGAUCCCGUGUCCAACAACAACUUGGCCGACGUCAUGGGGGUGUUGCGCUACGUGCACCAAGAGGUCGUUGUGGAGCACGUCGCUGGUGAUCCAGGGCGGACUUCCAGGAAGUAUGGCAUCGAUGCCUUCGCCCACUACCGGAUGAAAGUCCGAAAUCCGGAUGGAAUGCUGAAGGACCCAAGCAAGCUUGCCAUGCCUGGCUUCGGUCGCUAUGGAGCCUUUGAUUAUGGUGUCGCGACAUCUCUGGACCUUCUUGAGGGUGUCGUGGCCAAUGGUGACUAUGUGGGCAUCUCCAAAGAGGAUUCGCCGCAGAUCAACUUUACGCACCCGUGGUACUGGUUCUCUGUGGAUGGGGAUUGCCCAAAUCUGCCUUGGCAAUGCGUGAAGCCCUUUCCGGGAUGCGCAGCGCAGGCACCCCCAACGAAGCCGCAGCCUUGCGACCCAGACGGUUGCGCGGGCAAGCAGGACAAGGAUGCCCGGAACUGCAGCACGGACCCUCACUUCGCGGACCCGUCGGACACCGACACGGCGCGGAAGUGCUGCCUGCACUACAGCCAGUUUCCUGACAAGGUGAUCAUGGGCGGCUUGUGCAACUCCUCGGUGAAGAGCCCCACUGGAGAGAUCGGUUGUGUCUACACAUACGAGGCCUUGCAAGCCAAAGACUACGUGAAUCUCGACGACCUGAAUGGAAUCACCAGCAUGCCCUGCGGCCCGUCUGGCAAGAGGAAAUGCACAGGCUGGAAGGACUGGCGUGACAACUGCUACGACCCUCAGAAGAAGUAUAAGAAGAGGUUCCACUGCAAGGAUUGCAGCUCUACAAGCCCUAAGUGGGACGUUGAAAUCCAGGAGACUGGCUUCUGCGUCGAGUACGAUCUUCACCCUUACUGCCAGCAAACUCAGGAUCUGUGCAAGGACCCUCGAUGCAUGCAGGUGAACAAAGAGGAGAAGGAGCUGGGUCUUCCGUUCUGGAAGGGGAAGUGCGAAGUGCGGGGCAACCAGCGCCGUGCUGAAGCAGUCGCGCGGUUCUUUCUGGGAGAUGCCGUGAAGGAUUCCCAUUGGCUAGUCGACAAGGCGGCCAUGGAUGCCAGUCCAGCCUGUGCAUCCAAAGACACUUCAGUGCCCAACCAGUGCACUCCAAAUCCUGAUGGUGGUCCGUACUGCACUCGUCUCUUUGGUGGUGUUUGUUCGACCUGCUACAUCCCAGGAACUGAUCCGCCAUAUCCUGAUCCAACUUCGCAGCCAAUGUGCCCGUGGGACACAUUGAAGGAGAAGGGCAAUACACCUCCAACCGAGACGAAGUGUGCAUCAGAAGAUCCCUUGAAGCUUUGCUGCCUGUACGGCAUCGGAAGCUGCAGCGGCGUGAAUGGCACAGACGGCUCUGAUGCAGAGUUGACUGCGAAAGGCUUUCUCAUGGUUGCCAGGAUGCAGGACAACAAGGAGAUGGUCAAGUUUGCCACCCGCUACGUGGAUUCCUUCAAGGGCGCGGUAGAGAACAAGGGAGCUUUCUCCGAAGACAUCUACUCGACGUGGCACUACCAGCCUCCAACAAACCCCGAGCAGGCCUGGACGGACUUCACAACCGCUGUCAACCAGAGCUCCGGUGUCAACUGGGAUCCAUCCAAGCCGACACCGAGUCCUGGGGGAGGCAGCCUGACUUGGCUUUGGAUCGUAAUCGCGAUUGUUGUGCUGGCACUGCUGGGCUUCGCAGGUUUCAAGUACUACCAGAGCCAGCAACAGGCCCGGGAGCCUUUCCUGCCAAGGACAGAGAAUCCUCAGGUACAGAUGAGGAAUUAG
This is a messenger RNA of Symbiodinium natans, 2184 nucleotides long. The record is from the annotation of a GenBank genome assembly. NCBI's taxonomy places the organism in Eukaryota, Dinophyceae, Suessiales, Symbiodiniaceae.